Danio aesculapii is the source of this 11926-nucleotide messenger RNA. It is a transcript of the gene utrn, whose product is annotated as utrophin. Gene Ontology annotation, biological process: synaptic signaling. Gene Ontology annotation, molecular function: protein binding; zinc ion binding. The record is from RefSeq and is a predicted model, not a curated record. NCBI's taxonomy places the organism in Eukaryota, Metazoa, Chordata, Actinopteri, Cypriniformes, Danionidae. Gene Ontology annotation, cellular component: plasma membrane.
CGCGCAGUAACUCUCCUUUUGUUAUUCAUGAGUAAAAGGAAACUUUGUGGCAGAGUAAAGUACUCCAGGAGCGCCAAAAGCAGCCCAGCCGGAUAACUUUGAGGAUUUCUGCAUGGAUUUGUGAGUGUACAGUCAAAGGGAGAUCCAGGAGGGCUCUGUUUUGGGUUUUUCUCUGGUGUGGAGCGCUGAACAACAACAUGCCCUAAUAAGAGUCAAUGAUUCAUUAUUUACUCAAUGAGAUAAUAAAGUCACGGAGCUGCAUUCACAGAUUCAACACGCAGAAAGGGAUUUGCUGUGUAUGUAAAGGUGAGCGUUCCAGACGUACACGUGAAGAUGGCCACCGUGGGUGUGAUGUCAGAGGCGUCUGAGGGCGGAGACAACGAAUUCACUGACAUCAUCAAGUGGAGAUCAGAUGAACAUGACGCCGUGCAGAAGAAGACCUUCACCAAGUGGAUCAACGCUCAGUUCUCCAAGACGGGGAAAGCGCCGAUCAAAGACAUGUUCUCUGACCUGAGAGACGGCAGAAAACUGCUGGACCUGCUGGAGGGACUGACUGCAAACACACUGAUUAAAGAGCGCGGCUCCACUAGAGUUCACUCACUCAACAACGUCAACCGCGUGCUGCAGGUCCUCCACCAGAACAACGUGGAUCUGGUGAAUAUCGGUGGGACGGAUAUAGUCGAUGGCAAUCAUAAGCUGACUCUGGGACUCAUCUGGAGCAUCAUCCUGCACUGGCAGGUGAAGGACGUGAUGAAGGAUGUGAUGUCGAGUCUUCAGCAGACGAACAGUGAGAAGAUUCUGCUGAGCUGGGUGAGGAACUGCAGCCGGAGCUACAGCAGCGUCAACGUGCUCAACUUCACCAGCAGCUGGGCCGACGGACUCGCCUUCAACGCCAUACUACACCACUUCAGGCCUCAGGGCUUCAGCUGGGAGAAGGUGGUCAGUCUGACGCCUGUGGAGAGACUGGAGCACGCUUUUACAUUCGCCAAAGACCAGCUCAACAUAGAGAAACUGCUGGAUCCAGAAGAUGUGGCGGUGCAGCUGCCGGAUAAGAAGUCCAUCAUCAUGUACGUGACCUCACUGUUCGCCGUCUUACCCAAUGACAUCACCAUGGAUGACAUCAGAGAGGUGGAGACGCUGCCCCGACGCUACAAGGUGGAGGCUGAUGAGGGACACGCGGGGUUUGCGGGUGAGGUGGAGGUGGACCGCAGCAGCAGCACGCGCAGCAGCACACUGACGGAGCUGCAGAUGGAGGUGAAUCUGGACUCGUAUCAGAUCACUCUGGAGGAGGUGCUGACCUGGCUGCUGUCGGCUGAAGACACGCUGCACAUGCAGGAGGACGUUUCUGAAGACGUGGAGGAGGUCAAGGACCAGUUCCACACGCAUGAGGCGUUCAUGAUGGAGCUGACGGCGCACCAGAGCAGUGUGGGAAACGUCCUGCAGGCGGGAAACCAGCUGAUCGCUCAAGGAAACCUGAGUGAAGAAGAAGAGGAGGAGAUCCGGGAACAGAUGACACUGCUCAACUCGCGCUGGGAGAACCUGCGCGUCGCCAGCAUGGACCGACAGUCCAGGCUUCAUGAGGUCCUGAUGGAUCUGCAGCAGCAGCAGCUCCAGCAGCUCUCUGAUUGGCUGACGCAGACAGAGGGGCGGAUUCGGAAGAUGGAGACUGAGCCAAUAGCAGGAGACAUACAGCGAUACCUGACCCAGAUGGAGCAGCACAAGGCAUUGCAGAAUGACCUGGAGGCGGAGCAGGUGAAGGUGAACUCCCUCACUCACAUGGUUGUGGUUGUGGAUGAAAACAGCGGUGAGAGCGCCACCGCUGCCCUGGAGGAGCAACUGCAGUCACUGGGAGAGCGCUGGGCGGCAGUGUGUCGCUGGACGGAGGAGCGCUGGAACAAACUGGAUGAAACUCAGCUGGUGUGGCAGAGGCUGCUUGAUGACCAGAGUUUAUUUGGAUCAUGGCUAACCGAAAAGGAGAAGGCCUUGUGUGAAGUGCAGACCCGUGAUUUUAAAGACCCCAGUGACAUAAAUGCCAGCGUCCGCAGAUUAGCUAGUCUUAAGGAGGAUAUGGCCCAGAAACGGAGGACUUUGAGUGCUCUAUCAGACGCUGGUCAAGAUGUGAUGGUGCUGUUGAACAGUCCAGCUGCAGCUCAGAGGAUCGAAUCUGAUACAGACCUUUUGACCCAACGCUGGGACAACCUGGUCCAGAAACUAGAGGACUGCUCCAGCCAGGUGGCUGAAGCAGUGUCUGUGACCGGGAUGCCUCAAGUACAGGAGAGAGUCUUGAUGGAGACGGUAACAGUCACAACCGUGACAACACGGAUGGAGCAAACCUACUCCAGCAGCGACCGAGAGCUGCCACCACCCGCUCCACCCAAAAGAAGACAUCUGGAUACAGACGGAGAGCUCAGGAGACUCUGAAACCGAUGUCCCGAGCUGUUGUCUGGUCUGGCUGCAUGGAGAUCAUCUGCCCGAACUGCUGGAGACUCUCCCGCCCUGAAGGAAGCACUGCAGGUCCUGGAAGUGGAUCUCGCUGAGAGCGAGGGCUCGGUGAAGGAGCUGAGGCAGAAAGCAGAGAAGAUGAUUGAACAGCUGGAGAAAGAAGGUCUGUCUUCGGAGGAGGCUCGCUCUGGCCUGGAGUCUGUUUGUAAAGAGUGGGAGAGCUGUCAGACGCUGAUCCAGGAGCUGAGGAGCCGGGCUGGGCUUCUAGAGCGGCUGGCGGAGGUGGAGUCUGGACUGAAGGCUGCAGAGGAAGUCCUGGAGGAGCAGAAGAACUGGAUGAACAACACAAAAGAGUUUAGAGCCGAGGAAAACCAGCAGGAGCUCCAGAUGCUCAAAGACGACUGUGAGGCUCGAAUCGUGGAGCUGGAGAAGCUCCAGCCGCAGGUGGAGGAUCUCCGUUCUCAGUCAGAGCGUCUGAACCAUGAAUCCGCUCAUACUCUGAGGUCCCGCGUGAAACAGUUAGCAUCAAACUACAGCUCCACUGUUCAGGAGCUCAGGAACCGACAGCGGGACAUCACUGCAGUUUUGUCCAGGCUCGUGGGCUCCAGAGCGCUGCAGCAGAUGGAGUCCAGACUAAACAGCAUCAGCGCUGAAAUCAGAGACGUCACCACAGCUGAACAGGCCAUCAGUAAAGCCCAGGCCUUCAGUGUGGAGUUGGAGCAGCAGCGGGUGUCAGCGCUGGACUCAGUGGAUCAGCAGUGUUGGACUGAUCUCUCCACCACCGCUCAGGAUCAGCUCAGCAUGCUGCAGUGCGUUCUGGGAAGCAUGAAGGACUCGCAGGUGAAGAGUGCGGAGGUGCAGCGAUGGCUCAAUGCAGUGGAGGAGCUUCUGUCUCGAGACGCCGGCAGCUUCAGAAACACUGAUAAACUACAGGAGGAGUUCAACCAGUGCAAGGAGCUGUUGGCGGAGAUGGAGAGCGUGGAGUCGUGUCUGAAGCAGAUGAAGGAGGACGUGACGGCCGUUCAGCAGAGCUCAGUACCGGGACUGGUUAUUUGGGGGCAGAAAGAGCUUGAAGACAACCAGAAACGCUGGGACUCGCUCAGCAAACAGCUGUUGAGGCGAGACGAGAGUGUGAGUGAAGGACAGGAGAAAGUGUCGAAUCUGAAGAAGGACGUGGCGGAGAUGCGGGAGUGGAUGAUUCAAGUGGACGAGGAGUUUCUGAUGAGAGACUUUGAGUACAAGAGCCCUGAGGAGCUGGAGGAGGCUCUGCAGGAGAUGAAGAGGGCGAAAGAGGAUGUGUUACAGAAGGAAGUGCGCGUGAAGAUAUUGAAGGACAGUAUUAAUGUGCUGAUCAGCAAGACGCCCCCUGGUGGACCAGAUCUGACCCCCGAACUCAACGAGGUGCUGCACAACUACCAGAAACUGUGUGAUCGCUUCAAGAGCAAGUGCCAUACACUCGAGGAGGUGUGGUCCUGCUGGAUUGAGCUGCUGCAGUAUCUGGAUGUGGAGUCUGCCUGGCUGAACACACUGGAGGAGAAAGUCCGGCAAACUGAAAACAUCCCCGAAAACACACAGGCCGUCAGCGAGGCUCUGGAGUCUGUGGAGUGUGUUGUGCGUCAUCCGUCUGAUAACCGCACUCAGAUCCGCGAGCUGGCGCAGACGCUCAUCGACGGAGGGAUCCUGGACGAACUCAUCAGCGACAAACUGGAGAACUUCAACACACGCUACGACCAGCUCACACACACGGCCUCAGAGCGUCAGAUGUCUCUGGAGCAGCAGUUGUCGUCUCUGCGGGAGAGCGAGACGGCGUUACACACACUGCAGACGUCCCUCACACUGCUGGACCAAACACUCACAUCAUACCUCACUGACCGCAUCGACGCAUUCCAGCUGCCGCAGGAGGCUCAGGCGAUUCAGGCUGAGAUCGCAGCCCACGAGGCCACAGUGGAGGAUCUGCGGAGGAGAAAUGUGGGUAAUGUUCCUCUGACAGCCUCAGAGGGCAAACCAGUGCGAGGAGGAACCCAGCUGGAGCAGAUACAGCGUAAACUCAGAGAGAUCAGCACGAAAUUCCAGCUGUUUCAGAAGCCGGCCAACUUUGAGCAGCGAAUGCUGGACUGCAGGAGGAUUCUGGAGAGCGCUAAAGCUGAGCUGCACAUCCUGGACCUGAAAAACACACAACCAGACGAGAUCCAGACACACCUGAGCGGAUGCAUGAAACUGUAUAAGAUCUUGAGCGAGGUGAAGCUGGAGGUGGAGACGGUGAUUAAAACCGGACGGCAGAUCGUACAGAAACAACAGACGGAGAAUCCUAAAGGAAUGGACGAGCAGCUGACCGCCCUCAAGUUACUCUACAAUGAACUGGGCGCUCAGGUGACCGAGGGUAAGCAGGAUCUGGAGAAGGCCUUGAGUCUGUCUCAGCAUGUGCAGAAGGAGAGCGCCGCCCUGCAGGUCUGGAUGAAGAACAGCGAGACUGAGCUGAAGGAGAAGCUGAGCACGGCAGACAUGCCUGCAGACAUCGACAGCGAGAUCAGCUGGGCCAACGGUGUGCUGAAGGAGUCUGAGCGCAGGAAGUGUGAUCUGUCAGCGCUGAUGGAGAACAGCGCCGCCCUGCAGGCGUUAGUGGAGGGGAGCGAGGCUCAGCUGGAGGACCGGCUCUUUGAGCUCAAUGAGGACUGGGAGAGAGUGCACACACUCAUAGAGGACUGGCUCAGCGCUGUACUGAAUCACAGGCGUGAGGUGGAGAUGUUUGAUGAGAAUCUGGCUCAUAUCAGCACGUGGCUCUAUCAGACAGAGAUACGACUCGACGAGAUGGAGAAGAAACCUGCAGCCGACAGACAGAGGAUAGUCCAGGCAGUGCUGUGUGAGCUGGAGGAGAUGACGGUGCGGGUGGACAGUGCUCGAGAUCAGGCUGUGAUUCUGAUGACCAGCAGAGGGCCGUCCUGCAGAGAGCUGGUGGAGCCCAAACUGGAAGACCUCAACCGAAACUUCCAGAAGGUGACGCAGCACAUCGGCUCUGCACAGGAGUCUGCAGGUCUGGAGGUGCAGCUGGAGGUGAUGGAUGGGAGAUCUGCUGCUCUUCUGUCCUCCUCACAGCUACAGCUCUUUGAGGCAGAGCUACAGGAGGCUAUCAGAGCUCUGGAGCAGCAGCAGAAAACACACACCGCUGACCGGCAGCCGGAUGAGAAGAAAGCUGAUGUUGAGGAGCUUUUGAGGAGAGGAGAGGAGCUGCUGCCGUCUGUGUGUGAUGAUGACAGAAGAGAAAACAUCCGCUCAACACUCCUGCUCCUACACACACGCUAUAAGGAUCUUGAUAUCAGCAGAGCUCCGGCUGUAGCCGAAUCUGCGCUGGAGUUUUCCUCUGUUCCUCCGCAGAGAUCAGAGUCGUCUCCACAGGACCAGAGGAGUGUGUGUGCGUCUCCGUCUGAGCACAGGAGUGUGUGUGUGUCUCCGUCGGACUAUCUGCUGGACAUUAAUAAAGUGCUGCUGGCCAUGGCGGACAACGAGCUGCUGCUGAACUCCUCUGAGCUCAGCGGAGGCCUGUUUGAAGACUUCUCCAGCCAAGAGGACACACUCAGGAGUAUAAAGCAAAGUCUGGAGCGUUUGGGGGAGCAGGUCCAGCUGAUCCACGAACUGCAGCCUGAUGUGAUUCUGGAAGCGUCCAGACAGGAGACGACCCAGAUUUCAGACGCUUUGACCCAACUGAACUCAGAGUGGGACAGGGUCAACCGCAUGUACAGCCAGAGGAAAGGGAGUUUUGACGGAGCGCUGGAGGAGUGGAGGAGGUUUCACUGUGAUCUGACUGAGCUCUCACAGUGGCUGAGCGACACCGAGCAGAGACUGACUGACGGAGAGCUGGAUGCGGAGCACACACACACACAGCAGCAGGACCUGGAGCAGGGCUUGUCCUCUCAGGAGUGUGUUCUGCUGGAUUUGAGCAGGUCUGGACAGCACAUCAUCUCUCAGGUUUCCUCCGCUGAUGGCGAUCUGCUGCAGGAGAAACUGGACACACUGAGACGCCGCUUUACACACGUGCAGAGAGCAGUGUCUGACCGCCAGCGCAGGCUGGCAGGUGUCGAUCCAGCUGUGGUGGAGGUUCUGCGGAGGACUGAUGCACUGGCGCAGUGGCUGCAGCACACAGAGCGCACUGUGGACACACUCACUGACACUAACCUCAGCGAGCUCAAGUGUCUGACGGAGCAGAUGGAUGGUCAGAACGAGACUCUUUCGUGGCUGAAUAAAAGCGGCUCUCAGAUCCUGUCCAACUGCAGUCUGAGUGCUCAGGACAGAGACGCUCAUGUCAGCAAAAUAAGACAGAUCAACAUGCGCUGGAGUAAAGUGAGCGGUGAGCUGCUGGAUAAGGUGCGUGAGGUGGAGGCUGGUCUGCACACACACACUCCUCCGCUGCAGGACGAGAGCCGCUCGUAUGGCCAGUUCCAGGAGCGCAUCAACACACUGGGAGACUGGGUGUACACCAGCAGCCAGAGCCUAAGUGACGACACACACACUGACAGACAGGUUCUGGAGAUGUCCAUGCUGGAGCAGAAGCGAGAGCUGGAGGAUCUCCUAUCCUACUCUAUUGAGCUCCAGAGGAAACAGCUGCUUUUACCACAGGAGAAGAGUAAAAUCGAGCAGCUGGCGGCCGACUGGAAAGCUCUGGACGUGCGACUGAAGGAGUCUCAGCAUCCUGCCGUGUCCCCGUGGGUUUCCCAGCAGGUUUCUCAGCAGACGUUCACAGCGAGCGUCCCGUCUGCGGUGCACAUGGUCAGUCUGCGGAGCGAGGAGCGGCGCCGCAGCCCGGAGCUGAUGAUGGGACCCAGUGAACUCCACCAGACGGCCACAGAGCUGGCGGACUGGCUGCUGCUCAUACACCAGAUGCUCAAGUCCAACAUCGUCACACUCGGAGACAAAGACGAGAUCCGCACCACCAUCGGCCGCCUGCAGGUGACUAAAGGUGAUCUGGAGCAGAGACACCCUCAGCUGGAGGAUAUCAUCACACUGGCCCAAAACAUCAAGAACAAAACCUCCAACCUGGACGUGCGCACAUCCAUCUCGGAGAAGUUGGAGAAAGUCCGCAGCCAAUGGGACAGCACACAGAACGGUGUGGAGGCGCGGCUUCUGCAACUGGACCACAUGAUUGGCCACAGCGACCAGUGGGAGGAGCAGAGGCGGAAAGUGAAGGCUCUAAUUGGCCAGAAUGAGCUGCGUUUGAAUAACCUGCUGCAGCAGAGCCGGGAGCCGCUCACCAAACAGAUCAGCGACAACAAGGCGUUCCUGCAGGAGCUCAGUCGAGGACAGGAGAGCGUUUCUGCUUUUAAUGAACUGUCCAAUCAGCUGCUGCAGGACUACGCCAAUGACGACACGCGCAAAGUCAAAGAGGUCAUGGACACACACAACAACUCCUGGAACAGCAUCAACAACAGGGCUUCAGACCGUCAGGCUGCUCUGGACCUAGACCUGAAAUCUCUGCAAACGUCGCUCCGUGAGCUCGAGUUUUUCCUGAAGUGGCUCCACGAGUCAGAGACUACAGUCAAUGUGUUAUCAGACGCCGCCCAGAGGGAGGGGCUUUCUCAAGACUCCGCCCACAACAAACAACUUAAGGCUCAGCUUGAGGACAUCCAGGCGGAGAUCGAGGCUCAUAAUGAUGUGUUCAGGAGUGUGGAGGGCAACAAACUGAAGAUGGUGAAGGCUCUGGGCGGCUCAGAGGAGGCUGUGUUUCUGCAGCAGAGACUCGACGACAUGAACCAGCGCUGGAGCGACCUGAAGGCCAAAUCAGCCAACAUACGGGCUCAUCUGGAGGCCAGUGCCGAGCGCUGGAACCGGCUUCUGUCGGUGCUGGAGGAUCUGAGCCGCUGGAUCGGUCUGAAAGAUGAGGAGCUGAACAAACAGAUGCCCAUCGGAGGAGACGUGCCCACAUUACUGCAGCAGCAGACACACGGCACGGCUCUGAGGGCGGAGCUUAAGGAGCGGGAGCAUGUGGUUCUCAGCACAUUGGAUCAGGCACGCAUGUUUCUGGCAGAGCAGCCAAUCGAAGGCCCUGAAGAGCCGCGCAAGAACCUGCAACCCAAAACAGAGUUGACCCCGGAGGAGAAGGCCCAGCGGGUGGCGAAGGCGAUCCGCAAGCAGACGGCGGAGGUGUGUGAGCGCUGGGACCGACUCACGGGACAUGCGGGGACCUGGCAGGAGCAGGUGGAGCGAGCGCUGGACAAACUGCAGGACCUCCAGAGCUCCAUGGACCAGCUGGACCUACGUCUGGCCCAGGCCGAGGAGCUGAAGGCGGGAUGGCAGCCGGUGGGAGAUCUGCUCAUAGACUCCCUACAGGACCACAUUGAUAAAACCACGACGUUUCGGGAGGAAGUGUCUCCUCUGAAGCAGGAUGUUGGAGCUGUGAAUGAUCUGGCGGCACAGCUUACCCCACUGGACGUCCAGCUGUCCUCCACCACCAACCGUCAGCUGGACAAUCUCAACAUGCGCUGGAAACUCCUGCAGGCGGCUGUAGAAGACAGGUUGAAGCUCUUACGGGAAGCACACAGGGAUUUUGGACCCUCCUCUCAACACUUCUUAUCCACUUCAGUGCAGUUGCCCUGGCAGAGAGCCGUGUCCCAGAAUAAAGUGCCCUACUACAUCAAUCAUCAGAGUCAGACGACGUGCUGGGAUCAUCCCAAGAUGACAGAGCUCUACCAUUCUCUCUCCGACCUCAACAACGUGCGCUUCUCUGCGUACAGGACGGCUAUGAAGAUCCGCCGGCUCCAGAAAGCUCUCUGCUUGGAUCUCCUGGAUCUGGGUGUUGCUCAGUCCAUGUUCCAGCAGCACAAGUUGACAGUGAACUCUCAGCAGCUGACGGUUCCGGAGAUCAUCAACUGCCUGACGUCUGUGUAUGACGGCCUGGAGCAGGAGCACAAAGACCUGGUCAACGUGCCGCUGUGUGUGGACAUGAGCCUCAACUGGCUGCUCAACGUCUACGACACGGGUCGCAGCGGGAAAAUCCGCGUUCUGUCCAUGAAGAUUGGUCUGCUCUCUCUUUGCAAGGGUCACCUGGAGGAGAAAUAUAAAUGUCUGUUUAAUCAGGUGGCGUCGGCAGGCGGGACGUGUGACCAGAGGCAGUUGGGUCUCCUUCUGCAUGAUGCCAUUCAGAUCCCUCGACAGCUGGGUGAGGUGGCAGCGUUCGGCGGGAGCAACAUCGAGCCCAGCGUCCGCAGCUGCUUCCAGCAUGUGACCAAUAAGGUUGAGCUGGAGCCGAGGCAGUUUAUUGAUUGGAUGAGGCUGGAGCCGCAGUCUAUGGUUUGGCUGCCGGUUCUACACCGAGUUGCUGCGGCAGAGACGGCAAAACAUCAGGCCAAGUGCAACAUCUGCAAAGAGUUCCCCAUCGUCGGCUUCAGAUAUCGCAGUUUGAAACACUUUAACUAUGACGUCUGCCAGAGCUGUUUCUUCUCUGGUCGCACAGCGAAGGGUCAUAAACUGAACUACCCGAUGGUGGAGUACUGCACACCGACUACGUCGAAUAAAGACAUGCGGAUUUCACAAAGUCUUAAAAAACAGUUCCGCUCGAAAAAGUAUUUCGCCAAGCACCCUCGCCUGGGGUACCUUCCCGUCCAGAGUCUCGAAGGAGACCACAUGGAAACUCCGGUCACUCUCAUCAGCAUGUGUCCGGAGCACUAUGAGCUCUGUCCAUCACCGCAGCUCCCUCAUGAUGACACACACUCUCGGAUAGGGGAAUACGCCAACAGGCUGGCACAGAUGGAGCGGUCCAAUGGCUCUCUGCCCACCGACAGCAGCUCGGCCACUGGAAGCAUGGACGAGGAGCACGCUUUGAUCCUGCAGUACUGUCAGACUUUAGGAGGAGAGGGCUCAUCUUUCAGCCAGCCUCAAAGCCCUGCCCACAUCAACAGGACCCCCGCCCACAACACCCACAGCCCCUCCUACCUGCUCCAGAGCCCCGCCCAGAUCCUUCAGGCAGUGGAGAGGGAGGAACGAGGAGAGCUGGAGCGAAUCAUUGCGCGGCUAGAGGAUGAGCAGCGGACCCUGCAGAGGGAGUAUGAAGAGUUGCGUUUUCAGCACGGUCAGCCCGGCGCCACAGCUGCUAGCGGAGCCCCAGAUGAAGCUGACCUGCUAGCUGAAGCUAAACUCCUGCGACAGCACAAGGGACGACUGGAGACCCGCAUGCAGAUUCUGGAGGAUCACAACAAACAGCUGGAGUCACAGCUCUACCGACUGCGCCAGCUGCUGCAUCAGCCUGAGUUAAACGGCACAUCAUCAUCCGGCUCUCUUCAUCAGGACGCAGCAGGACAGCCCGAAAUCUCAGAAGAGUUUCUCCAUCAGUGUGCUAACAGUAACUCUGCUCUGGCGGAGGUUAUGGAACAGAUUAACCACAGUUUUCCUGCAUGCUCUCCGUCGAGUGUGUCCUCAAGACCGAAGGUGAAGUGAGCCGAAUUCUCGAAGACUCCCAUUCCCGAGAUGCAGAAUCCCGUCUGUUUCCAUCCAGCCCAAAGACUCUGGAACAGACCACGCUCUCAUUCAGAAACUAGGACUACUGCAUCUGUCUGUACUAUGCAACUGUACAUUUGAUCAACACAUGUAGAUUGUACGUGAGGUGUAUCUGCCCAUUCUUUUCAUACUCCAGAUGAUUAUUUAGGGUUAUGGGGGGGCCAUUAAUCGUGUAUCCUGUAUGCUUUUAUUUCUGUCUUCACCAAGGAAUCCAUUCCUCGCGUCUUUCUAACGAUGUGGUUAUUUAGUUCAGUCAGAAAAUGUGGUGGAGAUUAGAGGAAUUGGUCUCGUGAUGCUAAUGUGUUAGCGCAUGUUGCCCCCCAGCAUAUUUCUGUUGACGUUUUGACAGUGUUUGCGGUGAAAUCUCCCUUUAAAGCAUUGUUUUUGAGCAUUUAAAACCCUCACUGCAUUUCUAGAGCGCACGCACAGAUGAUGUACAACACAGAUGUUGUACAAAAAAAACAACAACAGAAUAAAUACACCCUUUUGUGCCUAUAAAGCAUCCAUUCCAGGAGAGAUGCCGUAUUUCUCAAGAAAAAAAAUCAUGUAGAAAGAUUAUAUUAUAAGAGUCGGUUGUAGGAAAAUGUGGAUUUUCGGGAUGUUUGGCCCCAAGAUGAUUUAUCUUUGUGUAGUAUACUUUUAUAAAUAAAGCAGUUUAAUUAGAGAAAGCCAUGAUUGCCUUGCUACCUCAGACAUGAAUCAAUCACUCAUUGGUGUGACUGUCGAUUGAUUUCCAAAACGAAAGUACGCUUCCCACAUCCCUGACGUUGUGCUUCUGCCUUGUUUUCCUCAGCGGUUGUUUUGUUUUUCUACACUGUGUAAUUUGUGGCGUGCUCCCCCCCUUCAGUGAAGUGCUAGAUUUGAACAUUACUGUAACAUCGUAUUCUGAUCUAGUGAAGUCACAGAUGCUGUGCUGUUCUGACCCGAUAGAUCCAUUAGACCGACCACACUACAUGUAAUGAGGUUCCACACAUUUUAUUCAAAUAAAGUUUUUAUAAUGAGG